Dentiscutata erythropus is the source of this 723-nucleotide messenger RNA. Lineage: Eukaryota; Fungi; Glomeromycota; Glomeromycetes; Diversisporales; Gigasporaceae. The record is from the annotation of a GenBank genome assembly.
UCUAAAAACACAAUUAUGCAUUCGUGGAAAGCGACUUUUGUAUUCACUUCUCUUUUCCAACCAUUCUGGCCAAAUGAUUCCCCAUCUGAUGAUUCUUUUAUAAUAAACUCUUCAUUAGUACCAACCUCUUUUGAAAAUUCAAGGUCUCUAACAAUUCCAUAUUACAGGGUAGGUAAAUGGAUAGUUGCUCAAAAUGAUGAUGAAUCUGCUUAUCUAACAACUCUCCAUGAGAAAUCUGCAAAAUUAGGGGUUCCAACUUAUUUUUUAUCUGAAAAACAUAAAUCUCAAGAACCUCAUGUAAAUGGGAUACAAAUUUUAGUCUCUCCAACUACUGGAAUACUUGAUUCUCAUGCUUUUAUUAAUUGGUUAGAAUGGAAAAUUGAAGAUAUUGCUGUUAAUUCUAAAGUCACCAAUAUAAUUCCUGGUAAUGAUGGUGAUAAUAGAAGAUAUAUAGUAGAAAUUACUUCCACUUUAUCAAUUAUAAAAAUAUUUGCAAAAUCUGUGAUAAACUCUGCUGGAUUAUAUUCUGAUAAAAUAGCAAAUAUGUUAUUACCUCCUUCACAUCACUAUAAACUUUAUUAUGUUAGAGGUCAUUAUUAUGGAUAUCGUGGUAAUAAUAUAAAAGUUAAUCACUUAAUUUAUCCUGUGCCUCCAAAAAAUUUGGUAAAUUUGGGAACACAUUUGACUUUAGACUUAAAUGGUAGAAUAAAAUUUGGUCCUGAU